UAUCAAUGUUUACCAGCAUUAUGGAAUGUAAAAGUAGAAGCAUAUUGUAAUAGUGAGGAAAAGGCGAAACAGUAUGAAAUUCUAUUAGAAAUAUGCAAAGAGCGGCACCCUAGCGCAACAGUAGAAGAUGUAAAAAAAAAAAUUAAUGUUUUGCGGACAAAUUUUCGGCGUGAAAAACAACGUCUUGCUGAAAUAAGCAGAAGUGACGCAGGUUCCGAGGAAUCACUGGAGACAAAUCUUUUUUACUAUAAUGAAAUGGAGUUCUUAAGCGACAUGGAAACCCCAUGCUCAUCAAAGAGUAGCACUGGUAGUAAAAAUCUGUUAACGGCUACAAUAAAAAAAGAAGCAAAGAGGAAGCCAGAUGCUGCUGAAGCCUUGGUGGAAAUCGCCACAAAGCGGUUUUCAUCAAAAGAUAGAAAUAAAACUACAAUUAUUACGGAUUCAUGGGCAGUAAAGUUAGAGCGGAUGGCUCCUCAUCAAAGAAUUCUCUGUGAAAAAUUCGUAGAGGGCAUACUGUUUGAGGGCCAGAUGGGAACACUACAUAGGAAUUCCCUACAAAUAAAUGCAGGAUACCAUCCAAUACCCUCAGCAAUCAGCCACACGGGCGCACCAACACCAACAUCCAGAAGCAAUACUUCCACACCACUGGAAUUCCACAGCCAUAGCAGCAAUAGUGUAAACAAUGACAGUGAAUCGUCAGAAUCGAUUACACAAUUCUUCUCGACAUUCACCGAUUCUUAAAUAUUAUAGUAGUCAUAUCCUCAUAAAAA
Anastrepha ludens (Mexican fruit fly) is the source of this 770-nucleotide messenger RNA. RefSeq lists its product as uncharacterized. Lineage: Eukaryota; Metazoa; Arthropoda; Insecta; Diptera; Tephritidae. Bases 256 to 741 code for a protein of 161 amino acids. The transcript is spliced from 2 exons. The record is from RefSeq and is a predicted model, not a curated record.